AUGGGGAAUGUGACAGAGAGUAGCAAUACGAGUGCAGCGAAAAGCAGUGAUAUGUGGGCGUGUAGAAUGAAGCUAACAACGGAUUGCAUGAGGUGGGAUAGCCUCAAGAUCUCACCUAAGGAGUUUGAAGAAAGCGUGCUAGGGCAAAUGAAUGAAAGCAGCCGCAAAGCUUUAGAGUCAUGGAUUCCGGUGAACAUCCUGAUUUAUGAUGUUGAUAAUGGUGAAACUUAUGAUACUAGGUUGUUCAAGAAAGAGUCUUUUUGGUUUGAUCCUAUGCCUGUGUCGGGUGAAAGGCCAAGGAAGGGUGAAUCCAUGAAGGAGCCACCUUGUUACAAUCUGGAGAAGGCAAGGGAAGUGUUUGCUUAUUCUAUUCAGCCUUUCAGACACAUCAUAAGGAAAAGAGAUCUCAAAUACGAUCAAGAAAUUGGACUUCGCUACUGUGGUGGCAAUGUGGUUGUUGCAUUCGAGUUUUCAGUUCUGCAUUCUCCACCUUUGGAUGUUCGUAGCUUAAGACCUUAA
Messenger RNA from Sphenostylis stenocarpa, 519 nucleotides. NCBI's taxonomy places the organism in Eukaryota, Viridiplantae, Streptophyta, Magnoliopsida, Fabales, Fabaceae. The record is from the annotation of a GenBank genome assembly.